Funneliformis mosseae is the source of this 1551-nucleotide messenger RNA. Lineage: Eukaryota; Fungi; Glomeromycota; Glomeromycetes; Glomerales; Glomeraceae. The record is from the annotation of a GenBank genome assembly.
AUGAGUUUUUUGACAACUCCAACUGGGUUCUCAGCUUUACCCUCCGAUUGUCUUCGUGAAAUCUUCCAAUACUUCGUAAAUGAUAUGACAUCACUUUACUGUUGCAUGUUAGUGAAUCGUACUUGGUGUAGGAUUAUUAUUCCAUUACUUUGGCGUCGUCCUUUUGAGUAUUCCGAAUCAAAGUCAAAAAAAUAUUUUGAAUUGAUUCGUACAUAUUUAGAUUGUCUCACUAAUAGUGCAAGGAUGAGAAUACGCAAAGUGGGAUACUAUCUGCCUUCAUAUCCAAGACCCUUAUUUCCUUAUCAUGAAUAUUUGAAGGAAUUGGAUUGUGAAAAAUUGGACGAGGCUGUUGAAGAAUGGAUUGGGAGAUUUGAGUUUGAUCAAUGUCUCGAAGAUCCGGAUGAUGUAAUAUAUACCGAGUUACUAAAAUUACUUAUGAGUCAGCGUCAGAGUUUAUGGAGAUUAAGAUUGGGUCAAUAUAAGAAGGGUUAUAAUCUUCCUCCUAUAUCAACAUUCCCUCGCAUCAAAUAUACUCUCGCCAACCUUCGUAGAUUCGAAUUUCGUGGCGAUAUUGAUUGUUUAUCUGAACCGGGAUUAGAUAACCUUUACGACUUUUUAAUAAAAUUAUCUCAUAUCUCGAACGGUAUUGAGAAGAUUUAUAUUGAUAUGACAGAAGAUGAUUACGGACUUUCAGUAGAAGGCUUACAGCAAUUAAUCGCAUCUCAAAAAAAUCUAUUAUCUUUCCAUUAUAACCAAGAGAUGUCAGAGAUUAAUAAUUCAAAGUCAUUUAUUGAGGCUCUAUCAAGCAAUGCAAACACUCUAAAGAAUGUUGAAUUCAAUAAUAUACCACUUAAUGAACAAUGUUUAGGUGCAUUAAAGAAAUUCCACAAUUUGGAAUCCAUGCAGUUCGUUUAUUGUUAUGAGAAAGAUAUCUUUAACGAAACCGUUAAGGUUUUAGAAGACCUUCCUUCUCAAUUAAAGGUUGAAAAGUUAAUGUUUCACAGAGGAGAUCUCUCCUCGGUAACGCUGGAAGUACUUCGCUUAGCAAAUACAAAUGUAAGGGAGUUAACGGUGGAUAAUAUAGUUCCCGAUUUAUUUGAAGUGAUCUUGGAACAUUGUCCAAAUAUUGUAUACUUGGCUGCGGCUAUAUCACAAAAGACUUUUGAAUCACUUGCAUACUUUCAACAAUUAGGAAAGAGUCUUUCACUUUCUUUACAUCAUCUUUCACUUAAUUUUAAUAUAAGUGUUGAGGAAUUAUCAUCCUUGUUGAAAGAAUGUCAAUCGCCUUUAAAAAGUUUAUGUUUGAAGUUUGACGUCAUAACAGACGAUGAUAUAAACAGGGAUGAAUAUCUUAGAGUUGUAAUGGAAUUUGCUAAAAAGAAUGAACUUUUAAAGGAGUUCAAAUUUUACCUGGACGUCAAAAGUGAUUUAUUUGAUGUUUUAAAAGCUAAAGACAUUUUUACAAAGGAUAUCUUUGCGGAAGCGCAGCUAAUUAUACCUAACAUCUCACAAGAAACUCUUAAACCCUUUACAUAUUCUGAAGGUUGGUAA